Molecule: messenger RNA, 1214 nt
Organism: Magallana angulata
Lineage: Eukaryota; Metazoa; Mollusca; Bivalvia; Ostreida; Ostreidae
Exons: 3
Coding region: 249-959 (236 amino acids)
Source: RefSeq, a predicted model, not a curated record
UUAACACGUAGGCCUUAAAAGAGUUCAAAUAUCUGCUUUGCAUAUAGCGGGGAUAUAAGCGCGGGAAACAUCAGGUGACAGAUGUCAUCAAACGCCACGAUUGGUGCUCACAUCUCAGGCAGAUCUAACCGCUAAUUACAAAUGACACCAGAUAUCUGAUUUUGAAAUAAGAGAAAUUCACUUCAACACACAAAGACUCGAGAAUACAAGAGAAAGGACAGAACUCGAACUCCAAAAAAAGACUUCAAAUGGCGACAACAAAAUCAAAUGCAGUUUUGUUUACAACAAUUAUUUAUGUCGUUUACACAAUCGGACCAAUUGCGAGUCAGAAAAGUUUUAGAUAUGACGAAAACUUGUACCAAGAUCAAGACGAAACGCUUGUUGAAAAACGACAAUUUGACAGACUUGCGUCCGGGCUUAUUGGAAAGAGGAGAUUAGACUCAGUGGCUAGUGGCUUAGUUGGAAAAAGACGCUUAGAUACCAUCGCAAGCGGAUUAGUUGGAAAAAGACGACUCGAUUCCAUCGCGAGCGGAUUAGUUGGAAAAAGACGACUCGAUUCCAUCGCGAGCGGAUUAGUUGGAAAACGUCGGCUCGAUUCCAUUGCAAGCGGACUGGUUGGAAAACGUCGUCUGGAUUCCAUUGCAAGCGGACUGGUUGGAAAACGCCGACUUGAUUCUAUUGCAGAUGGGCUUGUUGGGAAAAGGAAAAUGGACUAUCAUUCAAACACUUAUCCAGAUUUUCCUGCCGCGGAGAAAAGGAUGAUGGAUUCCCUUGCAAGUGGAUUGGUUGGUAAGCGUAUGAUGGAUUCCUUAGCAAGUGGGCUGGUGGGAAAGAGGACAAUGGAUUCAUUAGCCAGCGGACUGGUGGGGAAACGCACCCUUGAUUCCCUUGCUAGUGGUCUAGUUGGCAAAAGGCAAAGUUUUCCUGAUUUUUCGAAAGGCGGAAACGAAGAGGACUGAAAACACGGUUCAAGCAUUUGGAUCAAAAACAUUUUCUGAAUUUCAGCUAUCAAAAGAAAUUUUUUUAAUCAUUUAACUAUUAACGAACGUUUUUGAAUUUUGAACAAUAUUUUCCUUCUUGACAUAAACUGGACUUUAAGAGUUAAAAAGCUAUUGUUAUAUCAAUUUACACUUAUAGAUUUGUUUUGUUUUUUGUAAAAAUAUAUUUAUAUCAGACUGUUCAAAGCAUGCACAAAUCAUAAUAAAAAUUAUUUU